AGGCCUGCCGGGGUCGCGUGCCGCCCUGAGAGAUGCCACAGCACAACAUGAACACAUCAGGGAACCCACUGCAGAUCGGCUCUCCGCUAGUCAUGCCUACCCAAGUUGCCAGGAGGGAGGCCAUAGACGUGUCCGAGGUGUUGGAAUGCAGCUCAGGCUCUGCCUCGUCUCCCAGCUCUGGGGAGGAGACAGACAGUGAAGAGAGCAGCAGCACUGAGAGCUCCCAGACCAGGACUGAGAACUCCAGAGAAGACCCAGCCCCUGUGCACCCUGCAGAAGUGGAGCACACACAGGAUGCAGCCCUGGUCUCCAGGCUGCAGCGGAGAAUCAAAGACAUGGACCAGCAGCGUGAAGAACUCAAACUUGAGAUGCAGAUGGAGCGUGCUCUACUGGAGGGGGAGCUGCAGACCGAGCAGGAGGAGCUGACCAAAGAAACCCAACGUCUGGACACCCUCCAGGAGGCCCUGAGGCAACAGGAGAUGAGAUUCCACUCCGAGAGGCAGCAGGAGAAGAUGAGACUGCAGGCGGAGCGGCAGAGGGUGGAUGAGCUGCGGCAGCGCCAGGAGGAGUUCCAGCGGCAGGUGGAGACCCAGCCCGAGAGCCUCCGGGAGCAGUUGCGGCAGCGCCUGCAGGAGGAGAGGGAGGCGCUGGACGGGGAGGUGCGGGCGUUUGAGGAUCUGGAGUUCCACUUCCUCGAGAGGGAGAGCGUGCUGGAGGAGGAGAGGGAGUCCGCCCACAGGAAGGCCUUGCAGGACAUCUCCCAGCAGCAGCACCGCGUCAACUCCAUCAAGGAGAGGGUAAUUCAGCUGCGAGAUCAAGUGAGGCAGGUCCAAAAGCAGAGUGACAAGGAGCUGCAGAGGCUCAGCCAGGGCAGGAAAGAUCUUCUCAAAUGCCUCCACAUGCAUUUACUAAAGGACAAGAAACAGCUCUCUGACCUGGGCCACCUGGCGGGCUCUGCUCCCUGUAUGCUGUCCCUGUCACCCCUGUCCAUUCACAGGCCAGGACAGAAUCUCUUGCCGGACAUGAAUGCCAUGUCAAGCCUGCAGAAGAGGAGGAGCUCAGACAAGAACUGCAAGCCCCCUGACAGGCCUGUGUCUGUGCACGGUCGCCUAUUAACAACCAUGGAUAGUUAUCCCCAACCCACAUGCCCUCCAGAAGUAACAGUCUCAGAGCUUCACAGCACAGAUACCUCGAAAAGCCCUCCUUCUUCCCCACUCAGCCAGGCCAAUGGCUUCCUUUCCUGCAAUGGCAGUAUCACCCUGAAUAACAGUGUCACGACCUCUCAGGCAUCCAGCCCAGGACAGGGACUCCCCAACAUCGAAGAGAUCGAGAGGAAACUGCGGGAGGCCAAAGCUGAGAGGGAGCGCCUGUUGAGAGUCCGGGAGGCCAAGAAGAGAGCUGAGGAGGAGGCCAAGAAGAGAGCUGAGGAGGAGGCCAAGAAGAGAGCAGAGGAGGAGGCCAGGCAGAAAGAACUGGAGUCGUCCCCACCUCCGUCGCCUGAAUCGGAGCUCAGCUCUCUGGGCAGCAGUGUGGAGGCCAGCCCCCCGCCCUUCCGCUCGCUGAUCAGCUGCGAGGCCUUCGACUUGCGCGGCCACCUGGAAGCCCUGGGGCACGGCGUGGAGACCUGCCAGCCAGUGGCCGUCACCCACAGGAAGUGCAAGGGUUUCCUCACCAAGAUGGGCGGCAAGAUCAAGACCUGGAAGAAGCGGUGGUUUGUGUUCGACGGCGAGAAGAAGCGGCUGGCCUACUUCGCAGACAAAGAAGAGACUAAACUGAAAGGCGUGAUCUAUUUCCAGGCUAUCGAAGAGGUGUACUAUGAUCAUUUACGAAGUGCCUCCAAGAGCCCUCACCCUAAGCUGACCUUCUGCGUGAAGACGUACGACCGACUCUUCUUCAUGGUGGCUCCCACUGCUGAAGCCAUGAGGAUUUGGAUGGAUGUGAUUGUUACUGCGACAGAUGAACAUGGACGCUAUUGAGCCUACAGCGCUCACCUGGACUUGUACAGAUCUUUACUGUCCAGAGCAGCAGUUGAGUUGGCCUCCUUUUCCAGCGAUGUUGCAUUGGCUCCAUCUGGUGGCGAAAAACCAGUAUACCACCCCCUCCCCCAAACACGUUAACAAAAUGUGCUUGUUUUCACAAUAUUACCUUCGCACAAACGUGUAGACAACACAGAGCAAAGGAACUUCUCAUGGGCAGAAUGCAAAGAAGAUUUAUGUUGCUGAAGUUCAUCCAAUUAAUUCUAGGAUUGGCUGUAGCAUAAGUACAAUUUUGGAGUUGUCUGCUAUUACAAGUGUACUCCCUAUGUUUUGGCUUUUUACAUUUUCCACUUUGUGGUCCAAGCUGCAACUGAGCUAACCUAAAACUGGUCAUGCUGACUUCCAUGAGGUAUAACAGGAAAUGUUCUUACAGCUCUGUUUUCAAAAUCGGGGUACUAUGAGGUUGUUUUUUUUUUUUUGUCAUUGGCUAGAAAUAUUCAAGUUGCCAAUAUUAUACCUUCCCGAUUCAGACUUGGCGGUUAUCAGCUUGGCUUUCUGGAUACAACACCUGCAUCAGAGGAACAUCGCUGGAUAUUGGAAGAGUGGAUCGUUUCUGAUUGACAUUACAGGAAAUGUGCUCAUAUCAGGCAGUGUCUGCUGGACCAAAACCUAGAGGGACCCUGACUGACUGAGGCCUGCGUUGAUUAAAGCACUUGUUCAGUUGUGCUCCACUACUUGGGCUGCCCUGGCCACAGAGAGCAAAUGACAAGGUCCACAAACUAGUGACAUCAGGGCUCAGCCUGCAGUCUGACCCAGUUUGUCUGUACCACUCGAGCCCUCUCUGGAUAUAAGAUGUGAGGGGUUUUUCUUCCUUGCAGGCACAGGCAUGCUUCCCAAAACCAUUGGAACAGGCAGAAAACUUGGAGAAAUACUAAGAAUUGUUCACUGCGGCGUUUAGGAUGUCGCAUGAAUAAAAUAAUCCCUGUUGAUACCCCGGAUUUUAAUGUGCAAUAUAAAAGGAAAGAUGUUUUAAUUUUUUUAUGAUAUUUAUGAAAAGCCGGAUGGGGGAGAGCAUUUUAAUUCAUGUUUAUAUCAUUUUCCAUGUCUUUUCACUAAUUAAAGCAAUUUGUAGAACAGUU
Lepisosteus oculatus (spotted gar) is the source of this 3115-nucleotide messenger RNA. Lineage: Eukaryota; Metazoa; Chordata; Actinopteri; Semionotiformes; Lepisosteidae. The record is from RefSeq and is a predicted model, not a curated record.